AUGGAUGAUACUUGUUCUUCGCCGAAUUCAAAUCCAGAUGUUUGUCCAAAUGCAAUAUGUUUGUCAUCAAAUUCAAGCCAAAAAAGAACAUGUAUGCAAUGGAAUAUCGAAAAAGAUAUAAUGAUGAUGAGGGAAGUGGCAGCUUUAGGUGUCUUAAUUCAAAAGCCUGGAAAAAUAACUGAAUAUGAUAUUUUGGUUGAAGAAUUAAUUGAAGUCAGUGAUGACACAGAUGCUCAGAAAGAUGAAAAAUCUCAAGAAAAAAAAAAUGCAGUAGAUGAAGAUCGUGUGAAAGCUAUAGAUAUAAGAAAUACUGCUAUGGAGCGUUAUGGGGAAACAAGGAAACGGAAAGCCCUUAAUAAUGAAGACAAGUCUCCAAAGACAUCUCGCAGAUCAUCAAAUGAUACAUUGAUAUUUUUGCGUGAAAAAUGGAAGCAGAUAAAGAAAAUAGACGCAUUGAGCGAGAAGAAAGAGCUGAAGCAAGAGCUCUUGCUCAGCAACAACAAAAUAAUAUUCAAAAUAUGUUUAAUCAUAUGUUAGCUCAACAAACAGAAAUAUUAAAAAUGUUAUUAGAAAAAAGAAAUUUGUAAAAAGAAAUUUUUAUUUUUAAUAAACUAAAUUUUUUCUUUUGAACUUAAUUGUUAUGUUAGCAUUUUUUUGGGAAUAAAUAAUUCUUUGUGUGACUAUC
Hydra vulgaris (swiftwater hydra) is the source of this 685-nucleotide messenger RNA. NCBI's taxonomy places the organism in Eukaryota, Metazoa, Cnidaria, Hydrozoa, Anthoathecata, Hydridae. The record is from RefSeq and is a predicted model, not a curated record.